UGUCACUCUAAUGACUCUAAUGAUGUGUACAAAAGUUUUUCACUUAAAUUGAGAUGAAUUUGAAAAUAUGUUUAAAAGUAAUUCAAACAAUUGGUUGACAUUAGUAUUGUUUAAUUGAUCCGAUGAUGACAUCUAUGAAGACUAAAUCACUUGUGGUGAUCACGACAUCACUUAUAUUGGAUUUGUUGGCCUUUACUGUGAUUUUGCCGUUAAUGCCAUCCAUUGUUGACUAUUACAGUAUCAACGAUCAGAGUGGUCUCUUUGAGUGGUUUAAUGGCAAAGUCAAGUUAAGUCAAGAAUGGAUAGGAAGUCCUCAAGAGUUCAACAAAGUACUUUUCGGUGGUCUCAUCGGUUCGUGGUUUUCAUUACUUCAAUACAUAUCUCAACCAUUGGUCGGGUCGUUGUCCGACAUUUACGGUCGAAAACCACUAUUACUUAUAUGUUUGUCGGGAAUCUCUUUAUCUUACUUCUGUUGGAGUCUUUCUUCACAAAUGUUUACAAUAUUUCUAAUUUCCCGAACCAUCGGUGGUCUCAGCAAAGGAAACAUAAGUCUGAGUACAGCCGUAGUAACGGAUGUGUCGGAUGAGUCAAAUCGCGGUAAAGGAAUGGCAUUAAUUGGGAUUUCCUUCUCCAUUGGAUUUAUUAUUGGACCCGUUUUAGGCGCAACUUUUGUUAUUUGGUCUCGAAGUUCAUCUCCAGACUACUUCUUUCAGUUAUAUCCGGCGGUCUUUGCAUUAAUCCUUUCUCUUCUUAAUAUUGUCUUUAUUUGGUAUUAUUUUGAAGAAUCCCUUUCCUUAAAUAAAAGGGCACGUUCGCUAGAGUCGGGUUUAAAGCAAGCCAUUGACUACAUGAGCCCAAUAUCAUUAUUCUCCUUUCGUCCCGUCAAUAAUGUUACAGAAAAAGAUUUAAAUGUCUUGAAAAGUGGAGGUCGUCUUUACUUUUUAUACCUAUACUUAUAUUCUGGACUCGAGUUUACGCUGACAUUCCUCACUCAUUUGAGAUUCAAUUACUCGAGUGCAGAACAGGGAAGACUUUACUUAUAUACCGGUCUUUUGAUGACUUUAAUACAGGGAUCAUAUGUUAGACGUAUUAAAGUUGGAAAUGAAUUAAAAACUGUUUUAACGGGCAUUUUAAUGAUAAUUCCAUCGUUUCUAUUGAUUGGUUUGGCAAACAAUGAAAUACAAUUAUAUAUUGGAUUAACAUUAUAUGCAUUUUCAUCGGCUACAGUGGUUCCAUGUUUGACAACAAUUGUUUCAUCAUAUGGUCCUCAGGACCAAAAAGGUGUUACACUCGGAAUAUUUCGAUCAAUCGGAGCACUGGCCAGAGCUUUGGGACCAAUAUCUGCUUCAUUAGUUUUCUGGAGAUUUGGUGCAACUGUUUGCUACUGUUUUGGAGCCAUUCUCUUAAUUUAUCCACUUUUGUCGGCACUUAGACUAAAGCAAUACAUUUUGGACAUUAACUCAAAGUAAUAAUUACAUCCAAUGAAACGUUUAAACGAAUUUUAAUGUAAAGUUUUAUGAAACAAAUGUGAUAAACGAUACUUUUUGUUAAGAGAUUUAUUGAAUCUAA
This is a messenger RNA of Oppia nitens, 1569 nucleotides long. Its product is annotated as major facilitator superfamily domain-containing protein 10-like. The record is from RefSeq and is a predicted model, not a curated record. Gene Ontology annotation, molecular function: transmembrane transporter activity. The transcript is spliced from 9 exons. Lineage: Eukaryota; Metazoa; Arthropoda; Arachnida; Sarcoptiformes; Oppiidae. Gene Ontology annotation, cellular component: brush border membrane. Gene Ontology annotation, biological process: transmembrane transport. The coding region runs from base 123 to 1469 and encodes 448 amino acids.